Molecule: messenger RNA, 2553 nt
Organism: Penicillium egyptiacum
Lineage: Eukaryota; Fungi; Ascomycota; Eurotiomycetes; Eurotiales; Aspergillaceae
Source: the annotation of a GenBank genome assembly
AUGGCCACAGGGCGACCAUAUGACCCUGCCCUCGCACGACCGGACCCUCCCGCUCCCCCUCAGAACCAUCUCGUCUCAAAAAAUGCAACGAACUCAUUAGAAGAUCUCUUGCGCAAUGCGGAGGAUGACAAUGAAUCUCAACAUACCCAAGAUGCGACCUCACGACCACCCGCUCCAACAGAUCCACAUGAUCUCCCGCUACCUGCUUCCAGACCGCCAUCACCGCAAAGACCACAAGGAGAUCGAAUGGUCGAUCCAGGACAGCUUGGUCCUCGUAUAACAGAGCAAGCGAGUCCACCAUUAUACGGAGAAAUCCUUAAGAAUGCUGGAAAUGUACUAGAACAUAUCAAAAAUGGAAGUGUCGGUAAAGAUUCUCGUCACGGGAGGAUUUCAAUCACAUACUACGACUAUUUCGACAACCUCAUAUCCGAUCCAACACAUAUCGAUGAUUCGGCGAACGUCGCAGCCUUGUAUCAUGUUUCAGAAGAUGUGCAGCAAAGGCUAAUCUUUGUGGAAGAUCUUUCUAAACCCACGAUAGACAAACUGGGUGAAACCUUCAGCAUCAAUCCAGAGUUCUUCGAAGAACAUUUACUGAAUUCUGGCUAUGCCGGCGGAAAAUACGAUAGUCCACCGGCUCGAAACUGGAGCACAGCGUCAUUUAAGAAAUCAUACGUGUCAUUCAGAUGGAUUCGACCAGUUUAUCGACUUCCAACGUACUUCUCAAGCAGCGACCUUGACGAUCUCCUUGACGGUAGCACAACCCAUUUCACACGGGGGAAGUCCGUUACAACGGAAAUCCUCACAAAUAUAUUCCGGCUAGAGUGGGGCUUGUGGACAGACCCCACAAAGACAGUGAGAAUGAAAAGGGUGUGCGGGUUAGAGGAGAGAGUAUCAAUUUGGAGAAAGAAGCUUAUUGGUCAAAACACUGAGAUUGUAAUUGUACUUCUUGACCCUUUGCCGGAGAUAUCUGAGAUGCAUCAAUACUGGGCACCAAUUGGCUUUCAGGGACAGAAUGGCGAGACUGACGAUGAUGACGAUGUAUCCUACCACUCCUCCUUGAUUGAAGAGGAACCACAACGUGUCAGGGACCAGCGUUCCCUUGCUAAGUCGUUGGACUGGCUCAUUGGCAGAGAAAGGCGAAAAAGCGACAAACAUGAGAAGAACCGUGAAGUACUAAAUACAGUUAUCAUUGAACAGAUAGCUUCUCGCCAAGCAGUCUCAGCUGACCUAGACCGCGUAUUUUGGACAUCGCAGUCGGUCACAGAUUUGGAGGGAAGACUCAAAGAGACCAAGUCAACCAAAUCAGAGAUCUGUGACGCUCUCAGAAUGAACCGGGGACCACUUAGUCUGAGCAAGCCGUUGUUCCAACUCAUCAAUCAAGAUACCAUGACGCUCCUCAACCAGCUGCGACAGGUUCUUGACGAAAUAGACAUCGAGAUGUUAGAUGACGCGAAGAUGGAGGAUAGAUUGGGCCUAUGGCGACAGAUCAUCAACCGUGCUCAAAGAGAGCUUCCAGAGCUGAGAUCUUCUUUGGAGCCUUUUAUUGAGUUUCUCAUUGGACUCCAUCCUCUAAGCUCUUCCAUGGAGCUUGCAGCCAUGAGAUUCGAACUGACGCAAGAUAUCCACGAAGUUUGGAAGAAUAUCGAUCACAUUAUUGAUCGACUUCAAAGAACGUCGGGGUCUUUAACUUCCAAUAUGGGUCUGCUAGACAGUCGACGCUCGAUUGACGAGGCUCAUGCUGUGGCAAGACUCACCGAACUCGCGUUCAUCUUUGUCCCGUUGUCUUUCGCAGCCUCUGUUUUUGGCAUGCAAAUCGAACCAUUUGCAGAUCCAGUUCCUCUCAGUAACUUCUUUAUUGUGGCUAUUGUCGUGACAUCAUUUGCUUAUUUGAUGCGUAUGACUAUGCGCAGCCAUUGGUUGAUUGAUCUCAAGGCAACCGUGAGACAUGAUGUCAGGGGAUACGCAGCCAGGAAUGGUCAACCUGUGCAACCUGGGACGCUUCCAAUGCUAUUGGUCUUUCGAUCAAUAGCAACGCGACUGGGCACCAGCAUUGCCAGGACAUGUAAAUGGGCUGCGAAAAGGACCAGUUCAGCAGCAGAGAAGCUCUGGGCUUUGCUCGGCUUCAUAAUCAGCUUCGUUUUGUUGAACGGUGUCGCUUCGGGGAUACCACUCGCUGUCCUCUGGACCUGCGAGCUUGAUUCCAAUAUCCAGGAUGCUGUCAGCAUCGCCAUUGUUCUCAUUGUUAUAGUCCUUGUGGGGGUCCCAUUCUGGUUCAGAUCCAAACCGAAGUUUCGGAACGCAUUACCAGACUUUAUCAUGGAUAGAGUGCGUCAAGCACCUUUGUGGGUUAGAAUGACCUCGAUAUAUUUGAUCCUGACUGCAACAUUUAUUGUGGUGCCUUUGGCACUCGUCUGGACACGCCCACUAGCUACUGGUAUCAAGACCGGGCUGACGGUGGGAGUUGUGAUGGUUGUGAUUCUAGUCAUGCUAAUUAUCACCCUUUUGGGGACUUUGGGACGGAAGUCUUUCGAUACCUUUGCACGACAUACUUAA